Rhizophagus irregularis DAOM 181602=DAOM 197198 is the source of this 466-nucleotide messenger RNA. NCBI's taxonomy places the organism in Eukaryota, Fungi, Glomeromycota, Glomeromycetes, Glomerales, Glomeraceae. The record is from RefSeq and is a predicted model, not a curated record.
AAUAAUAUAAAAAAAAAAAUAAUAAUGGGUUUACCAAUAUCACCAAAACGUAAACGAGUAAUUUUACCGAUAUAUAAACAAACGGAUCAUACACCAGCAUUUUAUAAAGAUCCUUUUACGAAUAAAUUGAUUCCAACAGCUUAUUUUUUAAAAAAUUUAGACGAGAUUGGACCUCAGCACUGGAGGAAUAACUACACUUCCGAUUUUUUAUUAAGAGUCGUCAGGACGACUGAAAUUGAUUAUUAUUGUAAUUAUUUCUUAUCUUAUUCUAACAUAAAUAAUAAUGAAAAGGGUAAUGAAAAUAAUGUACCAAUAAUAAAUUGUAGUAAUUCAAAUAUUUCAGCUUCUGAAGCCGCUGAAAUAACUUGUCAUUUUAAUGUCAUGUUAUAUAAUUAUCAACAGCAGCUUUAUAAUAUAAUUCAUCAAUCUCAAUCACAACAACAACAACAACAACAACAACAACAAC